CAAGAAGAAAAAGAUAAAAGUGGAAACAGUGUAAAAUAAUUACAAACCCCAAGAAAGACUGAUGUUUGAUUAAGAAAGGGGUUUUAUUGCUAAAGUCGUUGCUUUAUAUUGGUAUAUUUAAAAAUUUUCAAGAAUAAGUGAACAAAAGAGAAUUAUUUGAUCGAUUGUCGGAUAUUCCAAAGGUAUAGAUUUGUUGUUGCAGCUUUUGAACACAGAAAGUGAAAACUAAUUACAAGGGCAUUAAAUACAUAACGGAAGAUACGCAAAGAAAUACAUAAAGGAAGCAAAUCAGCUGUAAAGGAGCAAGUCUAUUGUAUUUUGAUUUGUUGUUACUGGCUGUGAUAAUUUACUAAACACUGGAGAUUAUAAUUGUAUUUCUGAAGUUUAUUCAUAAAUAGUUUAACACUUCUUGUAUAUUACGGGAUUUCAAGCUUUUGCUCAUAUCAAAAAGUGAAGAGAUAGCUGUUUACUGUUAUCGUCUUGGACACAAGUUCAUUAAUUUUCAAAGCUAAUUAUAUUCAAAAUGCAAUGGAUAACUCACUUAGAUGGGGGACCACGUCGAGUGAAUCAUGCAGGUGCUUGUGUUGGUGAUAGAAUUUACUCCUUUGGCGGUUACUGCACUGGAGAUGAUUAUCGUUUAAACGAAUGUAUAGAUGUUCAUGCGCUUAACACCAAUACGUUGCGCUGGGCGCUUGUGCCUCAAAUGCGUGACGAAAAUGGUUUGCCGUUAAAGUAUCCUGAAGUGCCGUUUCAACGAUAUGGUCACACAGCUGUUUCAUACGGAGAUAAAAUUUUUAUGUGGGGUGGUCGUAACGAUGAUCAAUUAUGCAAUAUUUUAUAUUGCUUUGAUCCACAAACUAUAAGCUGGUCUCGCCCUGAUGUGAAAGGUGCUAUACCAGGCGCACGUGAUGGUCAUUCAGCAUGUGUAAUCGACGAUUGUAUGUAUAUUUUUGGAGGAUUUGUUGAGGAAAUAAAUGAAUUUUCAUGCGAUGUACACUGUCUUGAUUUUCGGACAAUGGAGUGGCGAUAUAUACAAACAUUUGGUGCACCACCGUCCUUUCGCGAUUUUCACUCCGCAGCCUCCAUAUAUGGCAGGAUGUACAUUUUUGGUGGCCGUGGCGAUAAGCAUAGUCCGUAUCAUAGUCAAGAGGAAAUGUACUGCCCAGAGAUAGUGUUUUUAGAUAUGAAAACUAAAAUGUGGCAUAGACCAUCCACCACUGGUAAAGUGCCGGUGGGUAGGCGGAGUCAUUCAAUGUUUAUCUACAAUGGUCUCAUUCAUAUAUUUGGAGGCUAUAACGGUAUUUUGGAACAGCAUUUUAAUGAUUUUUACACAUUUGAUCCAAAAUCCAAUUGUUGGAAUCUUAUAAAACCUUUUGGACAACCACCAACUGCGCGACGACGACAAGUUUGUAUAGUGAAAGAUAAAAGGAUGUUUCUUUUCGGUGGCACCAGUCCACAUCCUCAUGACAGCCUAUUAAUAGACAAUAACGACACACAUCUCUUAGACUUUGAGCCUACUCUACGUACAUUGGCAAUUUUAGCUGUAAUAAAUCAUCGUUUGGAUACGACGUGGCUGCCUAAAAAGCUCAAAGAAGAAAUACGCUUAAUGACGCAGCCGAACUCCUUAACUCGGCCACUCAACCAUGCUGGUUAGCUGAAAAUGCAAUAAGUAAUAUUCCUGACAUUAAAUACAAAACUGUCCUAGAAACCAAGCGUGCAAAUUCUCAUUUACAUACAUACCUACACACCAACAAGAAUUAAUAGGAAACCAAAAUAAUGGAGAGAGAAGGAAAGCAGCAUUUUAUAGAGCAAAGAACAUGAAAAAUAGCUUAGCUAUAAAUCAUUCGCACUGUUCCGCAUUUAUUUUUGUUUUGCACAAAUUUUAAUUUUUUCGUUAAUUAUUGUUUUUCGCACAAUGUUCAUCUAACAUUUAACAAAGCAUACAAUGAAGUGUUUAGUUUUGUAGUGUUUUUUUCUACGUUU
Bactrocera tryoni is the source of this 1983-nucleotide messenger RNA. Its product is annotated as kelch domain-containing protein 3. Gene Ontology annotation, cellular component: cytoplasm. Lineage: Eukaryota; Metazoa; Arthropoda; Insecta; Diptera; Tephritidae. The transcript has 7 exons. Gene Ontology annotation, molecular function: chromatin binding; protein binding. Bases 524 to 1654 code for a protein of 376 amino acids. The record is from RefSeq and is a predicted model, not a curated record.